CCUUCACCAGAGCCACGCCUCUAUGUUCAAGGAACAUCGCUUUACGGAUUGUUGUUAGCGACUUGACUGGACGGGCAAUUCAUUUUUGACAUUUCGAUUUCUUAUCACUUUCCCAAACUUAAGAUUUUAUAACAGCCGAGAAGUGAAAAGGUGAUGUAACAUUGUUCGCGGCGGUAACAUUUGGGUGUUUCGCGCUAUCUCUGGCCGCAGCUUUGCGAGCCCCUUUUGAGUAUGAGUAUACAAUGAAGAGAAGCUUGGAGGACCAGGAACCAGUGUUUUCCCCCCAGCAGCCACGGCGCGUGCCACUACCCCCCUCCGCAGAGACCCUCCAGCACCGCAUCCUUGCCCCGUCCUCCUCUGUGUUGGAGGCCAUUGCAGAUAUAAUGCAGCCCUCUGCAGGCAUCCAGUACUCCAUCCCACAGGGCUACCAGGUGCCUACAAUGCCUCAGAGCACAGUUGGACAUGGACCUGGGCAGAACAGUAGUUCGGCUCUUCAUGUUGGGCCCCACUCCCUCAACUCCUCUGUGCCGUCCCAGGGGCCCGCAGUGGUCCAAAGCCACCCUCAGCCCCCCUCAGCUCAAGGGCAGCAGCAAUUCCAGAGACUGAAGGUUGAAGAUGCAUUGUCCUACCUGGACCAAGUGAAACUGCAGUUUGGGAACCAGCCUCAAGUUUAUAAUGACUUCCUUGACAUCAUGAAAGAGUUUAAAUCCCAGAGCAUAGACACCCCGGGGGUGAUCAGCCGUGUCUCGCAGCUCUUCAAGGGCCACCCUGACCUCAUUAUGGGCUUCAACACCUUCCUGCCGCCUGGCUACAAGAUUGAGGUGCAGACCAAUGAUCGGGUCAACGUAACCACGCCGGGACAGAUACAUUACAUCACCCCCCACGGCAUCUCGGUCCACAACCUCCCAGUGAGUGGUGGGCCCGGCCCACCACCCAGCCACCAGCAGCCGCCAGCGCUGCCACCACCAGCACCGCAGCCACACCAGGGUCAGCCGCAGCAGCAGCAUUCCACUCCCCACACAACCCCAAGCCCAGCCGCGCCAACCCAGCCCACACCAGCAAAGACCAGCAAGCCAAUCCAGUCUCCGGCGCUGACCCCCACCAGCCAGCCCAACCCAGCCACCCCUUCCAUCCCAUCCUAUGCCUCCCCCCGCUCGCCCUCCGUCCAGUCCCACACCCCGGUUAGCAGCACACCUACCGGGGGACCCGCGCUGCAGAACAACCAGCCAGUGGAGUUCAACCACGCCAUCAACUACGUCAACAAGAUCAAGAACCGCUUCCAGGGACAGCCGGACAUCUACAAGGCCUUCCUCGAGAUUCUCCACACUUACCAGAAGGAGCAGCGGAAUGCUAAAGAGGCGGGGGGCAACUACACCCCGAACCUGACGGAGCAGGAGGUCUACGCUCAGGUAGCACGGCUCUUCAAGAACCAGGAAGAUCUGCUGUCAGAAUUUGGACAGUUCCUACCGGACGCCAACAGCUCAGUGCUUUUGAGCAAGACCACUGCAGAUAGGGCAGAGUCGGUCCGCAACGACCAUGGAGGCACGGUGAAGAGACCUUUGCUGAGCAGCAAACAGAGACUCAACCAGAACGGCCUGCCCAUUAGGAGACCUUCUGGGGUUGGAGCCGCUCCCCCUAUCAAGAAGAAACCCAAGAUGAUGGGGAAAGAGCAUGCCAUGGUAGAGGUCAACAAGCACAGCACGGGUACAGAAACAAUGUUCUUUGAAAAGGUGAAGAAGGCGCUUCAGAGCCCAGAGGCCUAUGACAAUUUCCUGCGCUGCCUCCUCAUCUUCAACCAGGAAGUGAUAUCCCGUGCUGAACUGGUGCAGUUAGUUAUUCCCUUCCUUGGGAAAUUCCCCGAGCUUUUUACUUGGUUCAAGAACUUCCUGGGCUACCGUGAGUCCAGCCAUCUGGAGAGCUUCCCCAAGGAGCGGGCCACAGAGGGCAUUGCCAUGGAGAUUGAUUAUGCUUCCUGCAAGAGACUAGGCUCCAGCUACAGAGCACUGCCCAAGAGCUACCAGCAGCCCAAGUGCACAGGCAGGACCCAGCUUUGCAGAGAGGUUCUGAAUGACACGUGGGUGUCCUUCCCGUCUUGGUCUGAGGAUUCAACAUUCGUCAGUUCCAAAAAGACCCAGUAUGAGGAACAUAUCUACAGGUGUGAGGACGAACGGUUUGAGAUGGACGUGGUGUUGGAGACUAACCUUGCCACGAUACGGGCGCUGGAGACAAUGCAGCGGCGGAUGUCACGGAUGUCCGCUGAGGAGCAGCUACGCUUCCGGCUGGACAACACUAUGGGCGGCUGCUCCGAGGUCAUCCACCGUAAGGCCAUCCAGAGGAUAUAUGGGGACAAGGCCCUGGACAUCAUCGACGGGCUCAAGAAGAGCCCCGCCGUGUGUGUCCCCAUCGUGCUCAAGAGGUUAAAGAUGAAGGAGGAUGAAUGGAGGGAAGCCCAAAGGGGUUUCAACAAGAUCUGGAGGGAGCAGAACGAGAAAUAUUACCUGAAGUCUCUUGACCACCAGGGCGUCAACUUCAAGCAGAACGACACCAAGGUGUUUCGUUCAAAGACGUUGCUUAGUGAGAUUGAGAUGCUGUAUGAUGAGCGACAGGAGCGGGCAUCGGAAGAGCCCAGUGGCCCGCACCUAACCCUGCCUUACGACGACAGCCAGAUCCUAGAGGAUGCCGCCUCGCUGAUCAUCCACCACGUCAAGCGACAGGUGGGCAUCCAGAAGGAGGACAAGUACAAGAUCAAGCAGAUCAUCCACCACUUCGUCCCCGACAUGCUGUUCGCUCAGCGCGGCGAGCUCUCCGAUGCAGAGGAAGAUGAGGACGACGAAGAAGAGGAUGAGGACGAGGACGAAGAGGAGGCGGCGGACCGUGAGGGUGUCAAGAAGCACAACGGCCUGCCGGGGGAUGGAGUCAGCAAGUCCAAGUUGCUUUUCAGCAGCACUGGGGUCCAGAAGCUGAGGGGACUGGACGACGCCUACAACCUGUUGUAUGGCAACAACAACUGGUACAUCUUCCUGCGGCUCCACCAGAUGCUGUGCUCGCGGCUGUUGCGCAUCUAUGGCCAGGCGGAGAAGCAAAUAGAGGAGGACGCCGGUGAGCGCGACUGGGAGAGAGAGGUCCUGGGCCUUAAGCGAGAGAAGAGUGAGAAUCCGGCUGUCCAGCUGAGAAUGAAGGAGCCCAGUAAGUGUGGAAACUCUGGCCGCCAGCCAUCCCCAUUGGAGGGAGUGGAUGUUGACGUGGAGGACUACUACUCUACGUUCUUGGAGAUGGUGAAAAAUCUUCUGGAUGGCAACAUGGAGCCUGGACAGUAUGAGGACACUCUACGGGAGAUGUUUACCAUCCAUGCCUACACUGCCUUCACCAUGGACAAGCUGAUCCAGAGCAUCGUACGACAGCUCCAGCACAUUGUGAGCGAUGGCGUGUGCGUGCGCGUGACGGACCUGUACCUCAGUGAGAGUGCCAACAAGGCCACUGGGGGCGCCGCUUCCACCCAGGCGUCGCGGGCCACGGCAGAGGGGGUCUACCAGCGAAAGGCGGAGCAGCUCAUGCCAGAAGAGAAUUGCUUCAAGCUGAUGUUUUUGAAGAGCAGGGGAAGUAUUUCUCUGACCCUGGAGCUUCUGGACACAGAGGACGAUAACUCAGAUGAGCCUGCAGAGAGGUGGUCGGACUACGUGGGCCGGUACCUGAACUCGGCCUCUGCGUCCCCAGAGCUGCGGGAGCACCUGGCCCAGAAGCCCGUGUUCCUCCCCAGGAACCUGAGGAGAAUACGCAAGUGCCAGCGUGGAUGGGAGCUUUUGCAGAAGGAGAGGAUCACCAAGGGGCCCUCUGAUGGCUCUCAGGACCCCAAGAUGGAGUGCAUGUUCAAGCUCAACUCUUACAAGAUGGUGUAUGUCUGCAAGUCCGAAGACUACAUGUACAGGCAUACAGCGCUCACGCGGGCCCAUCAGUCCCAGGAGCGUGUCAACACUCGCCUGCACAGGCGCUUCCAGGCCUGGCUGGACUGCUGGGCCAGGGACCACGUGAACGGGGAGAUGGCGGCGGAGAACUGCAGUUGGCUUAUGGGCGAGCGAAGUGAGGGUCUGCUGCCCUGCAGCACCACAUGCACUCCAGAGGUUCUCCAUUACGUCGCCGUUAACAAGUACCGCGUCAAGUAUGCCCCAAUGUAGCCCACGACACCAGCUUGGACACGAUAAACUGCCACUGCAUAUCCGAGUCUUUAAGGGUCCUUUGCCUGGACUCUGACUUUAUGUUUAGUCGCUCAGCUCUUUUCUCCUUGGUAUUUGGAUUUUGAAAGACACUUGCUUUGGUGCCUACUUGUGAAAUGUUUUUUGGUUUGUUAUAAAGACGUUCAACAUAUAGAGAGCCCCUACCAACCCUGAGGUACUUAGUAGUCCAAUAAGAGUUUGUUAUGGUAACAUGGCUAAACAGAUGAAUGAUGCUCUUGGUGGAUGGAUGGAUGAACCGGCUGGAGUAUUGGAAAUAAACUCAACCCUAAGGCCGAACACAUAUUGUUUUUAAGAACCACCACCGUAAAACAUUUCACCUACAACUUUCGAGUUUUCUACAGCUGUUUACCUGUUUUUGUAUUAGGAUAUGAAACGUAUUUUACCCGGUCCAGCUAUCACAACCUGUGAAGGUUUUACUACUGGGCACAUAGCUAUUCAAGAACCGCAAGUGUUGACUGACCCAACACUUAAUAAUAGUUUGUACAUAAGGUCUGAUUUAUGAGUUAUUGAUGCAUAGCAUACUUCAACAACCAUGGUACCAAUUUUAAGCUACGUGUUGGUUAGCAUCGUAUAGACGUCAUUUUAACUUCGACCAAAGGAUGUUCAUGAUUAUUGUCCUUUGUGUUCUAUCGAGUGAACCUUUUCUCUUGACCUUUGUUUAGAAGGAUAUAUUUUUUUAUUUCUUGAUGGUGAUAUUCUACACUUUUAAGCAGCACUGUUAGAUGACCACAUAUUCUUUCUCCCUCCAGUGAUUCACAAGUUUGUUUAGAGAUUUCACAAACUGUGAAUGUAGCCAGGCAACAAUAUAUGCUUUUUGAAAGUGUGUGUCUGUAUUUUAAACGUUACCAACAUUUGACCAGUACUGCCAGUCUAUUCGUUUUGUUUCGGGCUUCUGUUGCAAUCAUAACUGGUCCCACACCACAUACAUUUACAUAUUUUUGGUUUUGGUUUUUAGUAUCUGAAGCAUUGUCAGGGAAGUAGAACAGGAGGACUGGUGCAGUACGCCUAUGUGUGAAUGAAUCAUUGUACUCCGUUCAUCCUCAGCUAGAAACGAAGCAAGCAAUAAUCAAACAAUGUCGAAGGAGUCUACUAUUUUGUAUGCGUUUUGGCAGGGUCAAACAUGAAUGUCAUUUUCCACUUGGAACAGGGGGUAUCAAAUAUUUUUUAUUGCUGUAUCCUUGGCUGUCAAUUUUUAAUAAAUGUGUAUAUAGCUUUUGGUUAUUGUAGAUAACGCAAUGUAAGAUUAGGCCUGUGAUCUAUAACCAGGUGCUAGAGAACAGCUCCUUAUAUACUUAACCAUAAUUCAUGAACUAGCCAUCGGCAUGUAAACGACGUGGAACUGAUGGUGCAAAACGACUCGCUGAAAUGCAAGACUCCAGUCUCAAGUCCCAGUGAUGAUGACACUAGUUUGGAACUUGCUGGAAUAGACCAAAUGUUUGAAAAUAUUGGUUUAUGCAGAAAACCAUUAGGGGUGGGAAAAAUAAUCGAUUCAUCGAUGCACCGCGAUUCUCUGUAGAACGAUUCUGUCUCGAUGCAGAUAAAUUAAUAAUCUUAAUUUAAAAAAAUAUCUCUUUUUUUCUUUUUUUCGCCUGCUGCAACAUUCUGUUCGCCAGAGAGGGAUCAUUUUAGUAAUUUUACAGUUAUUUAAUUUAUCUUCAGUUUGUAUUGGCCAUUGGCCAAUCUGAUUUGUCUUGACACAAUUGCGAUUCAGCCUACGCAUAGCAUGCACGCAAACUCACAGCCAGACACAAGAACUCAGACAUUCAAGAGCAGCUUUUUCUUUACGGACAUAGAAAAGAGAUUAGAAAGAAAAUAAAACUGAAACCUAUUUUUUACAUACUCCAUAUUGUGUUGUAAUGCAAGCUGCACUGAUUAUUGCGUUGUUCAUAGAAAGUCAUAUUUGUGACGAAAGCUUUUUCCCUAAGAAAAUAUUAGAUAAGUUAAUUCAUCUGUUGUCUUUAAUGAUCAUCACAAAAGUAGGAAGUGAGUAGCAAACUCAGUUGUACAUAUAUAUUUUUGAAAAUCCUGCAUGAAAAUGCGUGAUGCGUGCAUCGAGAUCCUUCGAUAAUCGCCAUAGAACUGAAUCGUUUUACUCAUAAUCCGAAUCGAAUCGAUUCGUGAGGUGCGAAGAGAUCCCCACCCCUAAAAACCAUCACACUACACACAUUUCAUGCCCUCAAUUCCUGUGAACUUUGCGAUGGAAAUAAUUGAGAUCAGCUUUAAAUGUUCUCGAAAUGAUAACUUAACACAUCCUGCUGAUGAUUUAUGUUACAAAGUUUGGUUAAAAUAAAUUUGGGGUGGGGAAAAGUUUCAGAAAUAUAUUUACCAUAUUAAUUGUAAAUUCUACAUGAACUACCAGGAAGCUCAAUUGUACAUAUGACCGCUUUUUCUACCCCAUUUGUAUGUGUUGCCACUAUUUACCAGGUCUUUUGACUUCUGUGAUGUUAAAUGAGUGUAGUAUGGUGUUUGGCAUUAAACUUAAUUUUAUAGAUCGAAAUGUAGCUGGCCCAAUGUGUUUCCUAUACGAGAUGUUGGGUUUAAAGGACCAUUUAAACAGACUAAACCAGAAGUCAAUGCUCUGACAAGAACAUAUGGGUAGUCUAUAAGGAUGAGGCAUCAGGUAAAGAGGGUUGACAUAAAGUGGGGGAUAUUAUGGUAAAAAUGUAAAAAUGUAUUAGUUUAUUUAUUAAUAUUAUAUAUAAAUACAUAAUCAUUAUAUAUAUAAAAAUCAUUACAUAUAUUGAAUAUAAAUAUAUCACAUAACGAUUAUUUGUAUUUAGAUAUUAUUUAUAAUAAUCUUAUGUUAUCGUUUUAAGCCUAAAACCAAUCAAUGUAAUCGCAUCCAUAAAACAUUUGAUAGGUACAAGACUUUCCAUUAUUUUUGGGUGAAGGAGCUACUCAUCCCAUAAACCAUUGCAAACUUCUUUGCAAUGGUUACAUCCAAAUAGUUUAGCGCUUUUCUUGCAUCUUAUAACCUUUGUCGUGUUUUAUAUUGUUAAUACAAGUUGUGUCAUAUAUUCUGUGUGUGUGUGUAUUGCUUUAGUCUAUAGCGUUGUCGUCGACAUGGUAUGUUCCUGAAUGCAAUCAAUGUGUAGGCCUAACGUUACUCGUGUUUAAUGUGAAUUCAGUUAUACGUAUAUAUUCAACAUUUUGUAUUCCUAGCUUUUUUACUUCCCA
Molecule: messenger RNA, 7409 nt
Organism: Gadus chalcogrammus (walleye pollock)
Lineage: Eukaryota; Metazoa; Chordata; Actinopteri; Gadiformes; Gadidae
Product: paired amphipathic helix protein Sin3a-like
Exons: 21
Coding region: 243-4172 (1309 amino acids)
Biological process (GO): negative regulation of transcription by RNA polymerase II
Cellular component (GO): chromatin
Molecular function (GO): transcription corepressor activity
Source: RefSeq, a predicted model, not a curated record